Molecule: messenger RNA, 1135 nt
Organism: Seminavis robusta
Lineage: Eukaryota; Bacillariophyta; Bacillariophyceae; Naviculales; Naviculaceae
Source: the annotation of a GenBank genome assembly
AAGCAUGGAAGCCGAGAGUUGCCGCAGCACAGCACAGCACAGCACACCACCAUUCCAUCGGUCAUAGUAACGCCGCCACAAGGCCCACGACAAGGAAGGAGACCGCCAUCGCAUACUCCGCGUAGCAACACAUAAAAACACUAGCCAGAAACAGUGCAAGCAAGGAUCAAUAGCAGUACUAGUAGCAUACAUCAUGGGUUUCAAGAUCUUCUCCCGUCGUUCCUCUCCCCUUACGGAUAUGGAUGGCUACACCAAGGAGGACUACCUUCAGCUGCAGCAGGAGAACCGCCGGUUGCGGCAAAUCACAGCUCGCAUCGCCACGAAAAUAGGACUCCAUGUGCCCAAGAAUAGCAAACCCCGUACGGGAGAGGAGGAAUACUGUCCUCCUCCUCACGUCAUCAUGGCGCAAGCGCACCGAUUGAAUAAAUUGAAUGAACUGGUCGUAGCGCUCAGUCAGGCACCGCGGGUGGCGGAUGCCUACAAGAUUGUCGCCGAGUACACCCGCGAAAUUGUCGGUGCCGCUCGCGUCAGUAUCUCGCUCUUGUCCAAGGAUGAAACCGGCUGUGAGCAGUUGGAGAUUUACGGACUCGAUGGUACAUCGGGGGCGAUGCCUCUGGGUAUGAAACUCCCCUUGGCAGGCACUCAAAUUGGUCACGUCGUGCGGACCCGAGAACCCGUCCGCGUAAUGGACUGUGCCCAUUCGGAAUUCUUGGAUUGUCGCAAUUUGAGUCAAAUGGGAGUUCAGGCGUGUGUGGAUGUACCCUUGAUAUCGUCGGGGCGGGUAUUGGGAACGCUCAAUACCGGAGUGACGGAUCGUGCUGUCUACUACCCGGAAGUGGAACAAAUGCUCUUGCAGAUUUCCAGUGUCCUGGCAUGCGCCAUUGAAAAGGAACGAUUGUUGGAGGAAGCCAUGGAAGCCAGGAAUAAAAUCCUAUUGGAGAAACAACCCGAGUGCAACGGCUGCCGCAACAAGAGAAUGGCCGAAAAGUGCGGAAAAGCGCCGAGGUCGGUUACCAACUAAAGAGGAGAGGCUUUUUUCUCUUGCGAACCAAGCAACCACCCCUUGUACUUUUUACAUAUUAUUGUAUGGUAGGAACUUCAUAAGAAUAUAAUCCGGAGAGCAAACUCUCAUUUU